Messenger RNA from Xyrauchen texanus (razorback sucker), 4310 nucleotides. It is a transcript of the gene msh6, whose product is annotated as mutS homolog 6 (E. coli). Lineage: Eukaryota; Metazoa; Chordata; Actinopteri; Cypriniformes; Catostomidae. Bases 116 to 4246 code for a protein of 1376 amino acids. The transcript has 10 exons. Gene Ontology annotation, molecular function: mismatched DNA binding; ATP-dependent DNA damage sensor activity; ATP binding. Gene Ontology annotation, cellular component: nucleus; MutSalpha complex. The record is from RefSeq and is a predicted model, not a curated record. Gene Ontology annotation, biological process: mismatch repair.
CGCGAACUCUCUCAGCUCCAUAAUAACCCAGCCAGGACUGGCAUUGCUGGAAUGGAAUGUAGCAAUUGUUUUUUGGAUUAAUUAAACAUUCUAUUGCACAACAGCCUUUGGAGUCAUGGCAAAGCAAAGCUCCCUCUUUAAUUUCUUCACGAAGUCGCCUCCUCCCGCUGUGAAGGACAAAUCCAAAUCAUCCCCAGUUGAAGCAGAUCUGCCCUCAGCAGUGAGAACGUCUAACACCUCGCCUAAAGAAGAGGCUAAAGUCAACAGCAAGAAAACUGCUCCAAAACCUGUUAAAUCUCAAAAACCUGCAAAAACUGGACAUGCAAAACUGUUCGGAGGGAAAGUGGUCACUGCAAAGGAGAGUUCUUCCUCCAAAUUUAAUGCUGGUUCUUUGGUAUGGGGCAAGAUGGAAGGGCAUCCUUGGUGGCCCUGUAUGGUUGUUCCUCAACCUCUGAGCGGACAGCAGAUGAGGGGCCGUGGUCGAGACCAGAGACUUCAUGUUCACUUCUUUGACGAGCCACCAACCCGAGGCUGGGUUAACACAAAGUACAUAAGAGAGUAUCAAGGCUCUGAUAGCACAGAUGCCAAAUCAGGCGGUGUGUUCUUCAGCGGUAAGCCUGUGAUCCGUAAGGCGAUGGAGCUGGCAGAUAUUUCGAUGAAGGACAGUCUUGAGCAGAGACUAAAGAUGCCAGUAUGCAUGGAUCCCUCAGAUGAGGAAGAGGAGGAUGAAGAGGAUAUGGAGGUUGAGAAAUCAACCAUAUCAGAUGAGGAAAUGUCUGAGGAAGAGUUUGGGGAAAAGGUGAAGCCCAGCCAAAGUACACCUCGUGCUGCAGCUGAAAAGGGUCAAAAGUCCAAGCGCCGUAGAAUUGUAGUGGCAUCUGACAGCGAUGAUUCUGGUGAAGAGUUCAAACCUGAUCAGGCAGGAGGUAGCAGCGAGGAUGAUGAGGAGGAAGAGGAUGGAGUGAGUAAUGGCACUGAGGAAGAGCAAGAGAGUGAGCCUGAGGCAGAACCAGACAGCCCUGUGAAACCGGUGAAGCGCAAACGCACUUCUGAGAAGCCUGCUAAAUCAAAGAAUUUGACUUCCUCAGACACCUCCAAACGAGCACCUGCUGCUCUUCCCUCUUUGGCAUCUAACACCAAGUCACGAUUAUCAACUUUCUCUGCUCCAGACAACUUUGAGAGUCAAAAUAACAGUACGGGUGGAAUGGAUGGAGUUUCCACCGUGUGGGACCAUGAAAAACUUGACUGGCUUAAGGACGGCCAGAGAAAGGAUGCACUGCGCAAACGUCAGUCUGAUGAAAACUAUGACCCUACAACACUAUAUGUACCUGAGGAGUUUCUUAACAGAACAACACCUGGAAUGCGCCGUUGGUGGCAACUAAAGUCUGAGAUGUUUGAUGCUGUUCUGUUCUACAAAGUCGGUAAGUUCUACGAGCUCUACCACAUGGAUGCUGUGAUUGGCGUCAACGAAUUGGGUUUGACCUUCAUGAAGGGUGCAUGGGCCCACUCUGGCUUCCCUGAGAUUGGCUUUGGACGUUUCUCAGACGUACUUGUGCAAAAGGGCUAUAAAGUGGCUCGCGUGGAGCAAACCGAGACCCCCGAGAUGAUGGAGGUACGAUGUAAAGCAAUGGCACGUCCUACUAAGUUCGACCGUGUAGUCAAGCGAGAAGUUUGCAGAAUCAUCACGCGUGGCACUCAGACUUACAGCGUCCUUGAUGGUGCCCCAUCGGAAACUCAAAGCAAGUAUCUGCUGAGUAUUAAAGAGAAGAGUGAGGAAGACAGCACAGGUCAUGGGCAUAUCUAUGGAGUCUGCUUUAUCGAUACCUCUGUGGGACGCUUCCAUGUUGGUCAGUUCCAGGAUGACCGACAUUGUUCCCGCCUGCGUACCCUGGUGGCACACUAUUCCCCAGCCCAGGUUCUGUUUGAGAGGGGCAACCCAUCUGCUGAGACACACAAAAUCUUUAAGGCUAUUUUGGCGUCUGCUCUACAGGAAGGACUCAAUGCUGGUUCACAGUUUUGGGAUGCCCAAAAGACCCUCAAGGUCCUUGCUGAGGAAGACUAUUUCAAAGAAAGUCCAGGGACAGACAAUGAUGAUGGCGGAUCUGUGCUUCCUCUAACUCUCAAAGCAAUGGUGUCUGAGAGUGACUCUCUAAGUCUGACUCCAGAGAAGGGGUACGAACUUGCCCUUUCAGCACUUGGCGGCUGCAUCUUCUACCUCAAGAAAUGCCUUGUGGAUCAGGAGCUGCUUUCCAUGUGCAACUUUGAGGAGUAUGUUCCUGUGGAUGUGGAGAUGGAGCAGGCCGGAGGGGCUUCAUGUUUUUUUGCUCAGACACGACAACGCAUGGUUCUGGAUGGAGUGACCCUUGCUAACCUUGAGAUCCUUCAGAAUAGCUCUGGGGGUCAAGAGGGUACCCUACUUGAACGAUUGGACACGUGUUGCACUCCCUUUGGCAAGAGGCUGCUAAAGCAAUGGCUCUGCGCCCCUCUUUGCAAUCCAUCUUCUGUUGGGGAUCGCUUGGAUGCUCUUGAGGAUCUGAUGGGAGCACCAUCUCAAGCUACCGAAGUUACAGACCUGCUGAAGAAGCUUCCGGAUCUUGAGAGACUACUGAGUAAAAUCCACAGCAUGGGUACCCCUUUGAAAGGCCAGGAUCACCCGGAUUCCCGUGCCGUUCUGUAUGAGGAGGUCGUCUACAGCAAGCGAAAGAUUGCAGACUUUCUCUCAGCACUUGAGGGCUUCAAGGUCAUGAAAGAAGUUGUGUCGAUCAUGGAUCCUGUUGCGGAAGCCUUCCAAUCAAAACUACUACGACAGGUGGUGCGUCUGGAAAAUGAAGAUGGGCUUUUCCCAGACCUUUCGCCAGAGCUCAAACGUUGGGACACUGCUUUCGACCAUCAGAAAGCUCGCACAACAGGCGUCAUCACUCCAAAACCUGGCUUUGACCCAGAUUUUGACCAGGCCCUCAAUGGAAUUAAAGACUGUGAGAGAGGCUUGCAGGAAUACCUGGACCGACAGAAGAAGAGAUUGGGUUGUAAGAAUCUGGCUUAUUGGGGGACGGGAAAGAACCGUUACCAACUAGAAGUUCCCGACAAUGUUUCCGAGAGGAGUGUACCUGAGGAGUACGAGGUGAGAUCCACUAAGAAAGGCUGGAAAAGGUACUCGACCAAAGAGAUCGAGCGGCUGUUUUCAGAGCUUCAGAGCUGGGAGGACAAACGAGACGCUGCAAUGAAGGACUGCAUGAGAAGACUUUUCUACAAUUUUGACAAGAAUUACAAAGACUGGCAAACUGCUGUGGAGUGCAUGGCUGUACUUGAUGUGCUGUUGAGCAUGUCACGGUACAGUCAGAGCGGUGAUGGGCCCAUGACAAGACCAGAGAUGGUUCUCCCAGGGGAUGGGUCCCAGUCUUCACUUUUCCUGGAUCUGAGAGGGUCUCGUCACCCUUGUGUCACAAAGACCUUCUUCGGUGAUGACUUCAUUCCUAAUGACAUCUUCAUUGGUUGCCCUGGCAGUGAGGAAGAAGAGUGUCAUGAUAACAAUAAAGCACUUGCUCCUUGUGUACUAGUCACUGGGCCAAACAUGGGAGGCAAGUCCACCCUAAUGAGACAGUGUGGUCUGGUGGUGAUCUUGGCCCAGUUGGGCUGUUAUGUACCAGCUGAGAGUUUACGUCUUACCCCUGUGGACCGAGUCUUCACUCGCCUUGGUGCCUCUGAUCGCAUCAUGAGUGGUGAGAGCACAUUCUUUGUAGAGCUCAGUGAGACUGCAAGCAUUCUGCUGCAUGCCACCAACCAUUCCCUUGUACUUCUUGAUGAAUUGGGCAGAGGUACGGCCACGUACGAUGGCACAGCCAUUGCGAGCGCAGUGGUGAAGGAGUUGUCCGGGAAGAUCUGCUGCCGUACCUUGUUCUCCACUCAUUACCACUCACUGGUGGAGGACCACGUGCAAGAUCCAGCCGUGAGACUCGGACACAUGGCAUGCAUGGUGGAGAAUGAAUGCGAGGACCCGAGUCAGGAGACCAUCACCUUCCUGUAUAAGUUCAUUGGUGGUGCUUGUCCCAAGAGUUAUGGCUUUAAUGCAGCUCGACUGGCUUGUAUUCCAGAGGAGGUCAUCCAGUCCGGCCAUAAGAAGGCCAGAGAGUUUGAGAGGAGCACCGUGUCCCUCAGAGUAUUCAAGAAAUUGUGCUCAUUUCUUGAAGACCCCAGAGCUGAUCGUGAACAGUUUGCCGCAUUGGUUCGAAUGAUCGGCCAUCAGUAAUGGAAAACCUUUGAUUUUUGUUUGUUUUGUUUCUGUUCACUUAGAAAAAAUUCCUCACUACUGA